Molecule: messenger RNA, 3727 nt
Organism: Sceloporus undulatus (fence lizard)
Lineage: Eukaryota; Metazoa; Chordata; Lepidosauria; Squamata; Phrynosomatidae
Gene: MEX3A
Product: mex-3 RNA binding family member A
Exons: 2
Coding region: 59-1801 (580 amino acids)
Molecular function (GO): RNA binding
Source: RefSeq, a predicted model, not a curated record
UCCUCCCGGGGGGCCGCCCUCCUCCUCCUCCUCCGCGUCCCGGGGCCCCUCUCUCGCCAUGCCGAGCCUGGUCGUCUCCGGGAUCAUGGAACGCAACGGGGGCUUCGGGGACCUGGGCUGCUUCCCGGGGGGCAGCGCCGGCGGAGGCGGAGGAGGCAGCAGCGCCGGAGGAGGAGGAGGAGGAGGGGGCGUCGGGGGCCCUAAGGAGCCGCGGGGGCUGCUGGAGGACGAGCGGGCGCUCCAGAUGGCCCUGGACCAGCUCUGCCUCCUGGGGCUGGCCGGGGAGCCGGGGGCCGCGCCUGGAGCCGGGGGACCCCCCUCUUCUUCCUCGGCCUCUUCCUCCUCCUCCUCUUCCUCGGCCGGAGCCGGAGAGGAGGGCGCCCUGCCCCCGCAGGCCCCCCCGCCGCCGCCGCCUGCCGCCCCCAAGGGCCUCCCGGGGCCCCCUCUGCCUCCGCCACCGCCCCCUCCGCCUCCUCCUCCUCCGCCGCCUCCUCCGCUCCCGCCGCCCUCCUCCUCCUCCUCCUCCUCCUCGGCCGGGACCCCCGGCGUUGGCUCGGCCUCUGCCGCCUCGGAGGCCGGGAAGCUGUGCGUGCUCUACAAGGAAGCCGAGCUCCGGCUGAAGAGCAGCUCCAACACCACCGAGUGCGUCCCGGUGCCCAGCUCCGAGCACGUGGCCGAGAUCGUCGGAAGGCAAGGUUGCAAAAUCAAAGCCUUGAGGGCCAAGACCAACACCUACAUCAAGACCCCUGUGCGUGGCGAAGAGCCGGUCUUCAUGGUGACCGGCAGGCGGGAGGACGUCGCCAUGGCCAGGAGGGAGAUCAUUUCGGCCGCGGAGCACUUCUCCAUGAUCCGGGCUUCUCGCAACAAGGCCGGCAGCACCUUCGGCAGCGCCCCGACCCUGCCGGGGCAGGUCACCAUCCGGGUUCGGGUCCCGUACCGCGUGGUGGGCUUAGUGGUGGGGCCCAAAGGAGCCACCAUCAAGCGGAUCCAGCAGCAGACCAACACCUACAUCAUCACGCCCAGCCGGGACCGGGACCCCGUCUUUGAGAUCACAGGGGCCCCGGGAAACGUGGAGCGCGCCCGGGAGGAGAUUGAGACCCACAUCGCCGUCCGGACGGGCAAGAUCCUGGAGUACAACAACGAGAACGACUUCCUGUCCAGCAGCCCCGACUCGGGGAUGGAGAACCGCUACUCGGAGGCCUGGCGCGUCCACACUCCGGCCCCCGGCUGCAAGCCCCUCUCCACCUUCCGCCAAAACAGCCUUGGGUGCAUCGGCGACUGCUCCGUCGACCCCGCGUACGAGACGCCCCGCCUGAACGACCAAAACGACUUCAAUUACAGUUACCUCUUCCCAAACUACAGCGUCAACAAGCAGGAUCUGUAUUACGGGGUUCCAGAAUCGGGGACUCCUCUGUGGGCCGGGCAGGAGAACACCAACCCCGUGUCGGUCCUCUUCUCCAAGCAGCAGCGUUCUAGCAACGCCGGGACCCUCCACGCCAACUCCCAUCGCUCCCCGUCCUCCUCCAUCCAGCAGCCUCCCCUCUCCGGGCUUCCGAGACGGUCGCAGGGGGAGUCCCUGCAAGGCUUUUCCAAACUGGGUGCUUCCGCUGCCACCCGGACCUCCCUCUCCAGCAGCCGGGAAUGCAUGGUCUGCUUUGAAAGCGAGGUGACCGCCGCUCUCGUGCCAUGUGGCCACAACCUCUUCUGCAUGGAGUGUGCCGUCCGGAUCUGCGAGCGGACCGACCCCGAAUGUCCGGUGUGCCAUGCAGCAGCCACUCAGGCCAUAAGAAUAUUUUCUUAAACUGGGACAGAAAACACACAUACAAACCAACAACCGAACAAAACACAACCAUGAGAGACAGACAGCAUUUGGGGGGACGAUUGAAAUGGGCAACAGGACGGGAGGAAGGAGUGAAAGGAAGAGGGAAAACAAAACACAGAAUGAGACAUGUCUGAAGGACGACAAACCAAUCCGAAGAGAGAGAGAGAGAAAAGGAAAUUAAUUUAAAGAAGAGGAGAAAGGAAUUAUUUUAGCAGUGAUGUAUGUUAUUUUUAAAGAAAACAAUGAUAAAGGCGAUGACGAUGGUGGCGGAGAAGAAAAGGAGGCGGAAAGGGACAGAAAUAUUACGAGAGGCGAUUGCCACGCAAGAGCCUUGGACGCCGUUUUUGGACGGAGAACUCUUUUAUCACGUGGAAACGAUUCUUAAGGAACGCAGGAGGUUUUGCGGCGAGGUCCGGCAGGGUCUGCGGCUCCUGCCCACGACGGAGAGAGAAAAGUCAUUAUGGGACAGAUCGGGGUUUCGGCCGCGGUCUUGGUCCAAACAUGAUGCAGACGCUGCUGGUCCUCCCAACUGACCAGCAGAAAGAAAGGAACUGACCCCGGAAGGUAAAGAGGAGAAAGGCUUUGAAAAGGAAGGAGAGAAACCAUCAUCCUCUGGGAACCUAAUCAAACGAGGGCACAACUGUAUUACCUCAAACCUUUAAAGCGAAACAAAAGAAGCAGCUAAAGACCUUUAUAUUCUUUUUCCUCUAUUUUUUUCCUAAGAAAAAGAAACAAAAACGCAAAACGAAAGGAACACUAUUAGAGCCAGUGAAACUGGGGGCAGGAAGGAAAGAGCCUUCCCCUCCGCCUUUACGUUUCUCAUUCUGAGUCUUCUGAGCCACCGCAAAGCUUUUGGGGGGUAUUUUUUGGUUUUCCUUUUUCUCUUCUGGUUUUCCUUUCCUCCCCCUUUUUAUUUUCCUAUUUGAGCAGGGAUUCAUCCACUGAGGAUCCGGAGUCACUUACAGGGUAUUUCCAAAACAGAAGGACAAAGCUCCCAAUCGAUCCCUGCCUCGAGGGGGAAAUCCGCUUGUUGGCAUUUUGGCUUCUGAUCCUUGCCAGGCAAUGCAAGCUCAAACACACAAUUCACACACACAGAAAACAAAACGACGACAACCAAGAGAAACAUCUUUUCUUCCUUCCUUUCUCUUUUGGUUUUAACAACAACAACAGUAAUAAUAAUUCCACACCAAAACCUAAGAAAGACAAUAAUGCAAUACUGGCCACAAGCCCACCUAAAACCAACCCACAACCCGACGGAACGCAAAAAAAUAAGAAUAAGAUAAGAAUAAUAUAUAUCUAUAUCUAUAAAUAUAUAUGAAUUAACAUGUUUAUAUAUAAUUUUGUCGUCUUUUUAAACUGGACCAAAACUUUUGUUACUCAAAUUCAAGUGAAGAGAGAAGAGUAUUUCCUUAUGGACCAAAACCUCUUGCCGCUGACAGACACGGAUCUCCCGGAGGUUGCCUACUACUUUUAUAUAGUCUAUUUUUUUCAGACCGAAGCAAACAGACACAUGCUCAGAAAAAGAAAGAAAGAAAGAAAGAAAGAUAAUAUUAAUUAUUAUUAUUAUUAUGAUUAAUAACAAUACUAUUGAAUUGCCUUGUCAAACAUCCUUAAUCAUUUCAAGACAUUUGACUCCUGCUUUGGUUAACACCAGAACCUUUUAGACUGUUUGGGAAGCGGAGAGAAUGAGCGAUUGCGGGAUCCCAGAUCUCCUUCCCACCAGAUCACACCCUGGCGACACACGCACGCACGCACGCACGCACGCGCAAAAUGGCAGCCAGGUUUGUCCAGCUUCCCACCUGGGUGCCAAAUUGCCAAGAUUUGGGUAGAUUUAAAACAGCCAAGUCAUGAUCCCUGCAUGUUUGUUUCUGUGGAUGGAGAAAGAUAGGUAGAUAUGCCCCCCCC